AUGCUGGUUGCCGCCCUCUGCAUGUCAGAUAGCGUGUUGUACGAUAUGAUGCUCUCCAUGCUGGCGGCGACUUUCUCCAUCUUCCCCUUGACGAUCCUGUACGCGAUGCAGAGACGCGAGAGCGACUGCUCGUUCAAGAAGAGAGAGAACCAGGUCUGGGUCCGCAGGGCGGUGCUGGUACUCAUAUGGAUGCUCGGUGCGGCCGAAGUCUACGCGUCCCUUCACGGGAAUUUUGACUACGACCACAGAAACUACUACGACAGUGUUGACUAG
Messenger RNA from Diaporthe citri, 273 nucleotides. RefSeq lists its product as uncharacterized. The record is from RefSeq and is a predicted model, not a curated record. The coding region runs from base 1 to 273 and encodes 90 amino acids. NCBI's taxonomy places the organism in Eukaryota, Fungi, Ascomycota, Sordariomycetes, Diaporthales, Diaporthaceae. The transcript has 2 exons.